AUGGAUUCUGGUUUUACAAGUGGUCAUGAAAGUAUGGAUGAUGCGAAAAAACAAAGUUCUGACUGGGCUAAUAGCCAGCAGCAAGAUCACAGAGUCGAGAAUACAGGAAUCUUAAUGGGCUCCACUGUUCCUGCCAUUCCUCCGGUACUAUCAAACUUUCCGCCUGCUUCAAAUGGUCCUCUUAUGUCGCCUCAGAUGAGCCCUUUUCCAGGUCAUCGUUUGAGGCAUCACCCAUUAGCUCAUAUGAUACCUGCCGAUAAGAAUUUUCUGGCUUACAGCAUGGAGUCUUUCAAAAGUAGAGUAACUAAAGCAUGUGAUUAUUGUCGGAAGAGGAAAAUUAGAUGUACGGAAAUUGAGCCAAUUUCUGGUAAAUGUGGAAACUGUAUCAAGUAUAAUAAAGAUUGUACGUUUCGUUUCCAUGAAGAGUUGAAAAGAAGGCGAGAAGAAGCUUUGAAUAAUAAAGAAAAUGGGAAGUCAGUUAAGAAACUGAAGUUGGAUAAGGAAAACAAGUUGAAAGAUGAAAGUUUUGAUGCCGCCGCGCGAUCGAGCAAUACUUCUUCUACAGGUAGUCCGCCCAAAUUACAGCCCACCUUAUCACAGGAAGAGAUUGGAGCUUCUGCCGCCAAAAGCGCAAGCGAUAAAGAAGAUAAUUGGUCGGAUUUUGUUCCCAUUGACAAGACGGUUCUUGAGAAACUUGAACUCAACCAUACGAAGGUUUCUGGGAAGGUUUUUGUUUUAGAAGAAAUCUGUAAGAAUAUGAAGGGAAUAAUAGAGAAACUAGUUAAAGAAAGGAAAGUCGACACCAUUGAUAAAGAGUAUAUGAAAAGGCCUAAAAGAAAGCAAUAUUCAAAGGCCUUAAUAACAAAACAAAAAAUGUUUCAUUUCCGGCAAAAUGUUUUAUCACAUUUAACUGACGAAGAAUUUCUUUCGACCAUCAAUGAAAUGUUCACAACCACUUUCAAAUACUCUAUUUUACAAACCAAGCUGGUGCUUGAUUUUUCUUUCCGAUCUGCAUCAUCCCCAUCUAGCGACAAUAUAUUGUAUCCUUUGCCCCGUUUAGCGAUUGCAAAGCGUUUGCUUAAAAACAUAAAAUGUCCAUCCUUAGCUUCUCUCCUGCAUAUAGUUGAUGUUGAUCAAUGCUUGGAAUUUGCCGACAUGCACUAUUAUCCUGCCAAAGGAAGAUUGACCCCAUCACAGGCAUUUUUGCUAAAUAUUUGCCUGUGCCUUGGAGCGACUGUGACAAAUUUCGAAGAGAAGCAGGAGCUAGUUGAUGAAGGUACUCAUGAAACGUACUGUUUUGAGAAAUUUGAAUUGUGGAGGCUCAGAUCUUUCACAUUUCUCAAUUCUGUCUAUUAUUAUCAUAAGCUAUCUGUGGCACGCGCAGAUAUGACGGCAUUAAAGGCGUUGCUGUUACUGGCAAAGUUCACCCAACAAAAAAUCAGUGCAUCUUCAGCCGUUAAAGUACUUUCCGUUGCGAUCAAAGUGGCUUUGGAUUUACGACUCAAUUUACAUUCCACCUAUGAGGAUCUAGAACUUGAUGAAAUUAUUAAAAGAAGACGCUUGUGGUGUUAUUGUUUUUCAACAGACAAAUUCUUCUCUGUAGUAUUGUCAAGACCGCCAUUCCUCAAGGAGGAAAAUACAGAUGUGUUAACAGAUGAAAGUUAUGUUGAACUAUUCAGGGAUAAAAUUUUACCGAAUCUUUCUAUAAAAUACGAUAAUGCAAAAGUAGAAGGAGUGAAAGAUAUUAUCUCCGUUGUGAACCUACUCGCAGAUCACCUUGAAUAUACACCAUACAUUCAAUCAUAUUUUUUAUCGAGGUUAUCUCUUAUAGAGUCUCAAAUAUAUUACUCAUGUUUUUCUAUCAGAACAACUCUAGACGAUACACUAGAUGAAAUCAUUGAUAAUGUGCUGGAAAACCAAAAGUCGUUAGAUAGAAUGCGAGAUGAUUUGCCCAUUAUAUUAUCACUAGAAAAUUACAAACAAAACAUGAGGAUUUUGUCUUUGGAGUCCCCUAAGUUAGAUUUUGAAUUAAAUUGUUGUACUACUAUUCUGUUACAUCUCAGAUGGUAUCAUCAAAAGAUAACCUUGAGUUUGUUUGUUAUAUCCAUCAUUAGAGACAAUUUAGACCAGCGAGAAAGUUCCCGCCAUGAUAUAGCUGAGAUUAUUAGAAGAUCAAGAUUGAAUUUCAAACAAAACUGCAUCGAGGUAUUGAAUAUUUUGAAAGAUUUUGAAUACUAUCCUAAUGUUCAAAAUGAAUUUUUGUAUUUCUCUCUUACAACAGUUUUUUCCAUGUUUCUGUAUUUGUCAGAAACUAUGGUAAACGACGAGAACGCCAUGGAAACUGGUUAUAUAAUUGGAUUAUUGAGGGAUACUCAUACCCGUAUGCUAGGAUCUGAAGAGCGUUAUCUUUCCAUACACAAUCUGAAAUGGCAGACAUCUCUUUUUUUUUAUACUUUUUUUCUAAGAAGUACCAUGGAAAAGUUUAACCUCACAAGUAAAUACGCAAAAUUUUAUGCCUUUGACUCAAACUACUAUGCGGCUAUUCUCGACAAGUUGGUUAAGCAUACGAGAGACUCAAAAGAUGAUAUGGUCGAGCUCUUGAAAACUUCAUUUAUUAAUAAAGAGAAGAUGGCUGCAUUUGGGAGUUUUGUUACAGAAGACCAGGAGAAAAUGGAGGUGUCAUUCAACCUUUUCAAUGAAAUAACAAUUCAGGAUUUGAACUUUUUGCAGUAUUCAAGCAUUCCGAAAUUGUGGGAAAAUAAAACUCUCAAUUCUGGUGAAGAAUUUAAUCGUAUUAAUGGUAUCAAUACUGGCAAUAAUGAUAAUAGUGACGAUGAUAAAGGCAACAAUAAUAACAACAAUAGCAACAACAGUAAAAUUAACAAUAAAAAUAACAAUAAAAAUAAUAAUAAUGAUGAUGACAAUGAUGAUGACAAUAACAAUAAUAAUAAUGAUGAUGAAGAAGACGAUGAUUAUGACAGAUCCUUAUUCCCAACAGGUUUAACUUCACUGCUUGAUGAGACAUUUCCCGAGCGUGCGGUGAAUGAGUAUAGUGAUGAGAACGAAAGGUCGAACAAAUUAUUCGGAAAGAUUGAAGGUCAUUUAGAGCACGGUGUGUUCUUUUACGAUCGAGAUUUCUUCUUCAAGAAUGUGUGUGUAAAAAUGUAA
This is a messenger RNA of Saccharomyces paradoxus, 3168 nucleotides long. RefSeq names its product Tbs1p (gene TBS1). Gene Ontology annotation, molecular function: zinc ion binding; DNA binding; DNA-binding transcription factor activity, RNA polymerase II-specific. Lineage: Eukaryota; Fungi; Ascomycota; Saccharomycetes; Saccharomycetales; Saccharomycetaceae. Gene Ontology annotation, biological process: DNA-templated transcription; regulation of DNA-templated transcription. The coding region runs from base 1 to 3168 and encodes 1055 amino acids. The transcript has a single exon. The record is from RefSeq and is a predicted model, not a curated record.